AUGGGUAUGUUACUCAAGCAAACAAAAGUAGAAGCUGAGGAAGGAAAUCUCGACGCGAAACAGACCAUGAAAAAAAUUGGUUCUGCUUACUUACAUCACAGAGAAGUGAGUGCACAGGAAGCUGUAUACAGAAUCUGUAACUUAAAAAUGAAAGAAUGCUCUCGAAAAGUUGUUUUUGUGCCAGUAGGAGACAACCCGAUGCGCUUAAGUAAGCCAUUAUCUGUUCUGAAGAAGAAAUCAUCAAAGGCUACUGAAAUAAAUGAUGAGGAAGAUGACGAAAAUGAAGUUUGGAUGACCAACAUUAUAGAACGUUAUAUGAACCGACCACAAAAUCAAAUUUUCCAAGAGAUGUGCCUUGCAGAAUUUUGUUCUGAGUUCAGAGUUCUUGCUAAAUCUCAGGUUCCUAAGAAGGAAAAUCAGAAUGUGUUUGAAUUACAGAAUGGGAAAGGCUUUGUUCAACGAAGAACUAGAACGCAACCUGCUGUUGUUAGGUAUCCAAGAUUCAGUGUUGAAAAAAUGUCCGAGAAAUACAAUCAAUCUCUUUUGCAACUUUUUCUUCCUUAUUGGACAGAGGCACAGUUGAAACCACCAGGAUUUGAGUUAUAUGAAGAUUUUUAUGAGACAGGCUUUGUAAAAAUUUCUGGCAGAAGAACAAAGGAAUCGGUGAAGUCAAUUGUGGAUUUCAAUCAUUCACGUUAUGCAAAAAAUGAAGAUGUGAUUGACAAUGCUCAGGAGGCAUAUGAGAUGAAUGGUGAACCUGAGGAUGCGUGGUCAAGAAUAUGUCCAGAAACAGAGGUUCUGAGAAGGGAAGGUAUAGCCCAGAGAAAGGAAAGUUCAGUGCCACAGGAGGAAAAUGUGGAUAUUAUACUGGAGUUCGAAAGCGAGACACAUAAUGCAGAUGUCAUGUAUCAUAUUCAGCAAAAUGCAAUUACAAGAGAGGAAAUGUUACCUGUUCUUCAAAGAUUGAAUGAAACACAGAGUGAAAUAUUUUACAUGGUGCGUGAGUGGUGUCUUGCAAAGAUUGGAGGAGAGAAAUGCGAACCCUUUCAUUUAUUUGUUACUGGAGGUGCAGGAACUGGAAAAAGUCAUCUGAUAAAAGCCAUCCAUUAUGAAGCAUCACGUUUGCUUUCACAGAUAAUGUCUGAACCAGAUAGACUAUCAGUUCUUCUCGCAGCAUUUACUGGAACUGCGGCUUUCAACAUUGGUGGAAAUACACUUCAUCACUUGUUUUCAUUAACAAAGUAUCUUCCCCUCCCGUAUGAACCUCUUGGAGAACAAAGUCUCAGUGAAUUGAGAGUAAAGAUUGGGGAUCUGCAAAUUCUUAUCAUUGAUGAGAUAUCAAUGGUUUACAAAAGGCUACUGUACUAUGUACACGAAAGACUGGUGCAAAUUAAGAAAUGCAAAGAACCGUUUGGAGGGGUUUGUGUUAUUGCUGUAGGGGACUUUUACCAGCUUCCACCUGUUAAGCAGCGAAAAGAUGAAAGACUUUACAAAGAAAAUAUGAGUUAUCCUAUGGACUACUGGCUUGAUUUGUUUAAGGUCAUUGAAUUAAAAGAGAUAAUGAGACAAAGAGAUGAUCUGUGCUUUGCUGAAGUUCUGAAUUCCCUUCGUGUCAGAGAGAGAAAUGAACCAUUAACAGAGGAGCAACGUUCUCUGCUAGAUGAUUGUAUCAGGGAAGGGCCAGAAGAUGUUCUCCAUGUGUUCUCUACGAAUGAAGAGGUGAAUACAUUUAAUUUGUCAAUGCUUAAGAAAUCUUGUGAAGAUUUACUGGAAAUUGAUGCUGAAGACUACAAGAAAGACAAAACAACCGGGGAACUCAUGCGAAGAACCAAACCUUUGACAAGAUCGAAAAGCGAUGGACUUCCAAGCUCGUUGAUUUUGUCUGUCAAUGCCAGGGUAAUGCUUACAAGAAAUGGUAAUGUUGAGGAUGGUCUCGUGAAUGGAAUUAUGGGACAUAUCUGUCAGUUUGCUUCUGUAGAAAACAGCGAUAGAAGUGUCAGAGCUGUAGGAGUUGUGUUUGAUAAUAAGGAAGUUGGAAAGAAGUCCGGACAAAACACAAACGAUAAGAACAUAGUGUUCAUAGAAAGAGUGCAAGAAGAGAUGAAAGACAAGGUAUCCACGGUGGUUAGACACCAAUUUCCAAUCAGGUUGUCUUGGGCAUGUACAGCUCAUAAGGUGCAAGGGAUGACGACAAAUAACGUUGUUGUAAAUUUAGACAAAGUAUUUGCCCCAGGCCAGGCUUAUGUUGCAUUAUCAAGGGUUACUUCAAAAAGUGGUCUCUUUAUUGAUACAGAAGACCCUGUUCAAUUGCAAAAAACUGUUUAUGCUGACCCAGAGGUAAAGGCAGCAUUGAACGUAAUGCUGAAAUAUACUUUUGUCGACUAUUCACGGACUUUACCUGCCAAUGGAAUGAAAAUAGUUCUGCAUAAUAUACAGAGCUUGAACAAUCAUUUUGCAGAUCUGAAAAAUGAUACAAGGAUCAAACAAGCAAGUAUUAUUUGUUUGACAGAGACAUGGUUAAGAUCGGGAGAAGAAAUCGAGAAGUAUGUACUUCAAGGGUUUCAGUUUCAUCAUCUUCCUAGAAAGGAAGCUUAUGACGAGAGCACAGUUUCAAACCAGAGUUUACGCAAUUUGUCAAGAGGUGGAGGAGUUGGAUUGUACUUGAAAGAUAAUGAAGGUUAUAAUGAUGUUCUGCAAUUGCCCAGGAUGAAUAUUGAAGGAAUAGCAGUGAAAAUACUGAAGGAGAAUAUUUUGUUGUUGGUUGUAUAUCGACCGUGUACAGCAAAAGUGACAUCGUUCCUUCACAAUCUUCAGAAUGUUCUUGACAAGUUGAAAACAAAUGAACAAGACAGCAUCGUCAUAGGAGAUUUCAAUGAAGAUGCCAACGCUAAUGGUCCAAUUCAAAGAUUUAUGAGAGAUCGAAACUUCAGACUGCUUGUGUCUUUUAGUACAACUGAAGGGGGAACAAUUUUAGAUCAUGUUUAUGUAUCUAGUUCGAUACAGAUUGACGUUCAGAAAGUUCCAACAUAUUACAGUUAUCACGAUGCUCUAUUACUGAAAUUCCUAGAUUUUUAA
Saccostrea cuccullata (small rock oyster) is the source of this 3075-nucleotide messenger RNA. RefSeq lists its product as uncharacterized. Gene Ontology annotation, molecular function: DNA helicase activity; ATP hydrolysis activity. Lineage: Eukaryota; Metazoa; Mollusca; Bivalvia; Ostreida; Ostreidae. The transcript has a single exon. Gene Ontology annotation, biological process: telomere maintenance; DNA repair. Bases 1 to 3075 code for a protein of 1024 amino acids. The record is from RefSeq and is a predicted model, not a curated record.